CACGCGGCCGGAAAAAAAUGCCCAGAUAUGAACAAAUAAGUAACAUGAUUUCUACCCGUACUAACUAUAAAGAAGUAUAUGUAAAUAAUGCUCCAUGGUGUUAUUGUGCUGGAAUACCUCUCUAAUGUUUGCACGAACAUGAGAACCUAUAUGCACGUAGCUCUGUUGAAGAAUUUAUAAUUGAUAUUGGUAGUUUCCGAACAUUUGAAACCAUAGUUUUAUCAAUAAAACAUAUAUAAGUGUGGGACAUAAAUCUUUCUAGUAUGAAUAAGGUAAUCUCGGUUAUAAAUGUGCUAGGCAUUUUGUGGAAAAUUGCUAUAGUCACUGGUAAACAGUGUGUAAAAUCCAACCACUGUGCUUGUGUUUUUGACGAUGGAAGCGGAACGAUAGAUCUCAGUCCUAUAGGCCACAAAGAUGGAACGGCAGUAUUUGUAGAUCGACCUUCAUCUACUGACGCCUACUGGUACUCUUACAACCCAUGUGGAACUUUCUACGAAGCUGCCUGUGUAAAUGUUGCUAUAUGUCAAUAUGAUGCAGCCAAUUACAUAUUUCAGGUAUGCCAGUAUGACCCAGUUAAAUACGUAUUCCAGGACAUAGGCGUUCCUGAUAAAGUAUCGUUCAACUACAAUGGACUUUAUGUGGUAGCUCAAUACCAGAGUCAAGACGGGUUCAGAAAUACCUUUGUGACAUUGGUCUGUGAUCAAAGGAAAACACAACCUGCGCUAGACGUUAUCGGGGGAACAACAGGGACAGACUAUUACAUGACUCUGACUACCGUCGCUGCGUGCCCUGUGCCCUCCCCGCAACCAUCACCAGAACAAGAAGGGGGAGGGCUCAGUACAGGCUCUAUAUUGUUGAUAAUAUUCUUCGUGUUGCUAUUUGUGUACCUCGCGGUUGGUGUAACGUUCAACAAAGUCUGGCGAGACUUCAGAGGGAUUGAGGUGAUACCAAACAGCGAAUUUUGGGCAACUCUGCCCGGACUUGUUAGGGAUGGAUGUGCGUUAAGUUUGGCAACAGUAUGUAGAAAACGCUCCGUUUAUGUGUCAAUGUAAUGAAAGUUGUCGAAAAAUUGUAAAUGAAUCAUAACUGCAUCUGAGUUGCUAGGGUUUUGUAAUGUCUUUUUCUUCUCUGAUAUAUACUGACUGACUCAAGAGAAAAUACAAAACAAAUAUGUAAUAAAAGGGCGAAGUUGGCACAAAGUCACUCACCAUCUUCAGAUGGUCUUCAGAUGGGCAGUGCAGACAGCGUAAAACUAGCAUAGCUUCUUGUACAAAUAAAAUAUACAUUUAUAUUUUGAAAAGCAUAUACUUUAAUUUAAUGUUGUAUUGUUUGUAGAAAGAUUUAGAUAAAACUGUAUUUGCUUUUAUAGCCAUAACCUUUGCAUAAUCAGCAUUUCUGAUACAAAAUUGCAUUUAUAUAAAGAAUUUAUAAAAUAAAUGGUUCUGCGUAAAAUAUU
Molecule: messenger RNA, 1456 nt
Organism: Mercenaria mercenaria
Lineage: Eukaryota; Metazoa; Mollusca; Bivalvia; Venerida; Veneridae
Exons: 7
Coding region: 264-1052 (262 amino acids)
Cellular component (GO): trans-Golgi network
Source: RefSeq, a predicted model, not a curated record